Molecule: messenger RNA, 397 nt
Organism: Lontra canadensis (Northern American river otter)
Lineage: Eukaryota; Metazoa; Chordata; Mammalia; Carnivora; Mustelidae
Gene: SPINK6
Product: serine peptidase inhibitor Kazal type 6
Exons: 4
Coding region: 54-296 (80 amino acids)
Molecular function (GO): protein binding
Source: RefSeq, a predicted model, not a curated record
ACAGAACCUGAACUGGACGAAGGAGCCUUGAUCUGAGUGAACUAACUGGCACCAUGAAAAUAUUGAGUGUCUUUCUGCUCCUCUCUCUGGCUCUUUUCAGCAUUUUCUCAGGUGUCUCCAGUCAAGGAGUACAGAUUGACUGUGGUGAGUUCCAGGAUCCCAAGGUCUACUGCACUCGGGAAUCUAACCCCCACUGUGGCUCUGACGGCCAGACGUACGGCAAUAAAUGUGCCUUUUGUAAGGCGAUGGUGAAAAGUGGUGGGAAGAUCAACCUAAAGCAUCAAGGAAAAUGCUGAAUUUUGUGCAAUGUUUGUGCUGACUUCCAGCCACUUCCUUUCUCAUUUCUAUUUUUCUCUAAUGGAUCCCUUAAAUUUAUAAAGAUGUGCCUUCUACUCUG